AUGCCUGCCCCAGACACCGUCCGCCGGCACGGCAGGCGCAAACCUGACCUGAACAUCGACACCUCGCCACCGCCGCCGCCGCCACCGCCGCGAGCCAGGGAGCGAGACCUGCAACGAGACAGACAGCGAGACGGGGGCAGAGCCGCCGAGGCCGUCCCGCAGACACCCACCGGCCUCCUGCCGCCCACGCCGUCCGAGGACAGCGUCAGCGAUUCUCCGCCCGCCCGCCCGCGAGCGCCGCAGGGGAGGGAUCCCGCCGACAUUGAGACAUUCCUCGAGGGUCUUACCCCCGUCGACAUCCCGAUCGACAUGACCGAUAAAGAUAUCGACCGCCCCGAACCACACCGCCCCGGCCUGCGGGACUCGCACGACCUCUCGCUCCCCCCCCGUCAGGUCACCCGCGACUCGCUCGUCGCGAACAUGCUGCUUUCGCUCGAUCAACUCUCAAUGGGUCAGAUUGGCACGACUUACGGCCCUUCCAGGUCUAGCUACGACGAGUCGGCCAUCUACCGUACCCCGUUCAGCGAGGACGCACGGGCGAUGACGUUCACCUCGAGAUCGGGCCGCGCCAACGGACACGGAUACUCGUACAGCUCCGACUUCGAGGGCGCCGAUGACGCGAGCAGGAUAUCGUCGCGGGGACGCCGCAGCAACAGCAGCUCCGGGUACCAGCCCGGCCUGGGCCGCAUCAAUAGCAUGCGCGAGACCUCGCAGAGGAGCCCGGCGCGGCCGCUGCACUCCAGGGGCGGCAAGGGUAGCAAGAGCAGCAGCACGGCCAGCGUCGACGCAGGCUAUGCCCAGGUCCUGAGUAGCCAGCGCUGGGCCAGGGGCUUUGGGGGCAGGUCGUCCAGCUUUGACGGCGAGCCGCGCCCGUCGCCCGCCCCCUGGCAGGUCGAGUUCGCGAGCUCCUUCUUCAACGACGCAUACGAUGCCGCCCCGACCCCUACAGUCCCAGCAGGCCCGCGGAAGCUGACCACGGCGCCGUCCAUGCCCGUCAUGCCGCCUCCCGAGCCGAAGCCGGUUCCCAAAUCACCUACGAGGGGAGCUGCUCCUGAGCGUCGCCGCAGCACCCGGUCUUCCAGGAGCGCGACGGUCGGCCGCAAGGCCGAGCCCAAGUUCAACGCAGCACGCGACGCGCCGCCUCUGCCCGUCUUUGACCUCGACUCCGCCCCUGCGCCGCAUGUUGGGUACGAGAAGACAAAGGAGCCCGUCCCAGUGCCGCCGGCGAAUGCGGCCCCUCAGCCCAAAGAGAAGCAGGGCUUUUUCAGGAGGAUGUUCGGGUCGUCAAAGUCGGCCGUGACCAGCAGCUCAUCGUCGCCUCAGGUCUCGGCCUUCUCACAACAACAGAAAUCUUCCACUCCGCCGUCCCGCGAGUCCCACCAAUCGGCCACCCACACGCUGCAAAAGAAGACCUCGUCCUUCUUCCGGAGACGGAAGUACUCCAUCACCGAUUCUGAGCCGCCACCGGUGCCGGCCUUGCCGCUGGCCCCUGCUGUCAAGCUGCCUUUGGACAGGUUAGACGUGCUGGCUGGAAAGGCGGAGCCUAGUCCCAUUACCAGCCUCCGGCGGGCUAUGGACCCAUUCCUGCAAGACAGCAGCUCGGCCUCCGCCGCUCCGGAGAAUCCUGCGGAUACUCCGUUGCCCUCGGUUGAGAGCCCCCACGACCCCCAUCAGGAGAAGACCACCGAGCGAGCUGCCGCCGAAAAUGACGAAGACCGCGCGCCCAGAGGUUUCUCGCCCGAUUACGAGCCGAGCCCGAAGGCCGUCAUCCGCAAGGUCGAUCCCGAGACCGUCACGCCAGGAUCACGCCCGGUCGCUACACCGAGCCGGCAACCUGAUGAGUACCCUGCUGGAUCCCCGCCCAAGUCAUUCCUUAGGGACAACAGCGACAGCGAGGACAGCCCGGUGCGGCAACGGAAGGCGCCGCGCUCGGAGCCUCGAGAGAAGAACCUCAGACCGGGACCGCAGCCAGACGGCCGGACGCGGUCCCCUUCCCCAGUCGUGUCGAAAUCGAAGAGCGUCCCCAACCUGAAUAAGGCUAGGGAAGAGGCUCGGUUGUCAUCGCGGCCGGACUCUAAGCGGUCGCCCUCUGCUCGAAACGAUCGGGGUGAUUCCAGCGCACUUAGUCCAGAGGCGGGUGCUGAGCCUAGGUACAAACACAGCGUGCCGAGUCUCCGAGUUGACAGUGCCGAGCCCAGUCCGAACGGCAUGGGGACGGGCGAGUCGAUCAACCAGUCAGCGAAGUCCAUUGAUGAGCCCGAAAUCAUAGUGGGGGACCCUACCGAGGAUGAUCGCCAAAAGGCGCAGAAGAUUUUCGACGGCAAUGAGGAUUUCAUCCAAAAGGACCGGGCCGCCGCUUGGAUGGGCGAAGAGGGGAUUGUGCGGCAGCGGACCCUGCGCGCCUACAUGGAGCUCUACGACUUCGAGGGCCAGAGCAUAUUGGCCAGUAUGCGCCAGGUUUGCCAGCGGCUGCUGCUGCGAGCCGAAACGCAACAGCUCGACCGCAUCUUGGUGGCCUUUUCGAAGCGGUGGUGUGAAUGUAACGCCAACCACGGCUUCAAGUCGACAGACGUCAUUCACACGAUAUGCUACUCCAUCAUCCUGCUCAACACCGACCUGCACAUGGCCGAUAUUGAGCACAAGAUGACCAGGAGCCAGUUCAUCAAGAACACCAUGACCACCAUCAGGCAGGCCCUCCAGGAGUCGGCCCCUGAUGCGUUCAACCGGCCGAGCAUUCUACCGGGCAAGGCGACUCUAGGUGCUGAUGGCGAGGGACGCACGUCGGAGGACUCGAAGCACAACAGCUUCCGCGCUUCGUUCAAACCUCCGCCGAGGCCGGGCUCCGCCCUUGGCACUUUCUCCGACCAAACCCCAGGCGACAGCUGUGGCCCCCUUGUCAAGGCGCCGUUCGAUGGCCCGCUCCGGGCCUGGGAAGCCCAGGUCGAGCUCGUGCUCAAGGACAUUUACGCCUCGAUCCGCGACGAACGCCUGCCGCUGUUCGGCGCCGAGCCGGCGGCUCCGCAAACCCCGGGGGGCCUCUCGGUCAUGGGCGUGCUCAAGCGCACGCCAAGCGUGCUGAGCAAGGCACCAUCAGAGGGUGUGGCGUCCACUCGCGGCAGGGUGCCCGAAGCGGCCAAGGCAAGCUCUUCGCGGUGGAACUCCAAGAGCCGCUCGCGGCCGAGGGGAUUCAACAACGGCUUCUCGUCUAGUAGGACGAGCUUGGAGGAUGGCAACUCGGUUUGGACCCCGACCGAUUCCUCCGCGACGUGGAGCAAGCUCUCGCUCGGGCGCACGCACACGUCCAUGUCGAUGGAUUCCUUCGGUUCGUCGUACCCGCGCGGCGACUUCCAGCAGUCCAUCGGGUUCGCGAACGCGCUGAGCCAGGCUAUCAUCCGCGAGGACAGCGCUCUCGAGACGCUUAAGGACGAGAUCAAGAACGAGCAGCUGCUAGACGACGAGUCCCUGGAGCUGGAGGGACCGCCGUGGGUCAAGGAGGGCAUCGUCACGCACAAGCACCACCUGGACGGCAUCGACAGGAAGGCCAAGGGCCGCAACUGGGUCGAGGUCUUUGCCGUCGUCCAGAAGGGCCAGCUGAGCCUGUUCUCCUUCUCUCCAAACAAGUCUCUGCGCAACAAGGCCAGACGCGGGCUCGGCAGCACCGCGCUCCUGCCGAAGGGCGCCGUGGUCGGCGGCGGCAACUGGCAGGACAACGCGACCAACCUCGGGACCUUCUCGCUACGCCAGACCCUGGCCACCGCGCUGCCCCCGCCGGGCUACUCGCGGACCCGUCCGUACGUCUGGGCCCUCUCGCUCCCCACCGGCGCCGUGCACCUGUUCCAGGUCGGCACACCCGAGAUCUGCAGGGAAUUCGUCAGCACGGCCAACUACUGGAGCGCCCGCCUCAGCACGCACCCGCUGGUCGGCGGCAUCUCCAACAUCGAAUACGGCUGGAGCGAGGCUCUCAUCAACAGUGCGUCGACCAACGCCGCCCACCACCCCGCCAACGACAGCGCCGCCAGCAUCGUCGGCGGCCGCCCGCCGAGCAGCACCAAGGGCCACUCCCGGCCGGGCAGCGCCGCCAACGCCGCCUCGGUCGCCGCCGCCGGCGUCGGCCGCUCGUCCAUGCAGUCAGGCCGCUCGAUGCGCUCCGCCUCCUUCGACUUCGCCGUGCGCCCGGGAUCCGGCAGCUCCGGCGUCCUCGGCGGCGGCGGCGGCAGCACCCUCCCGCGCCACCACGCGCACCCCCACCACAGCAGCGCGCACCCGCACCACGGCCGCCUCCCCGGCGACCGCGUGCACAUCGCGGACUGGACGCCGCCGACGCCGUCGAUGCGGCCGUCGCCGCUCGCCGAGGCGGACCAGCUCGAGUCGCUGCUCGGGUACGUGCGCGCGCUCGAGGCCGAGCUGCAGGCGCACAACGCGCUGCGCUCGCCCAUGCUGGGCGCCUUCUCGCCCCGCUCGCCCAACGCCGCCCGCGCCAUGGCCAACUGGGAGCGCAAGAGCGAGUACCUCCUCCGCGAGAUCGUCAAGUUCCGCACCUACGUCGACGCCCUCCGCCACGCCGAGGCCCGCCGCCGCGAGAUCUACCGCGAGCGCGAGACCGCCCGCCGCGCCGCCCGCGGCGAGGAGGUCCGUGAUGUCGGCGAGAGCGAGGAUGAGGAUGAGCGCGAGCAUGAGCGGGAGGCUCCAGUGAGCAGCGGUGGAGGAAAGAGUCUGAGUGACGGCUGA
Thermothielavioides terrestris NRRL 8126 is the source of this 4728-nucleotide messenger RNA. RefSeq lists its product as uncharacterized. Bases 1 to 4728 code for a protein of 1575 amino acids. Gene Ontology annotation, biological process: regulation of ARF protein signal transduction. The record is from RefSeq and is a predicted model, not a curated record. Gene Ontology annotation, molecular function: guanyl-nucleotide exchange factor activity. Lineage: Eukaryota; Fungi; Ascomycota; Sordariomycetes; Sordariales; Chaetomiaceae. The transcript is spliced from 3 exons.